CAACUUCAGAGACUUCCUCCAGUUCGCCUUCCACAGUCACUUUAGAAAGCACUAGUUUUGCUCCAUCAUCUCCAGAACAAAGUACUGAAACAGCUGUAACAGGCACUAGUACAACAGAGAACAAAGCAACAACUCCUGAGACUUCUGAGACAAUGACAUCCGCACACCCUGAAUCACCAACUGCUUCUAUUACAACAAUGGCACAAACAGGAACAACACAAUCUACAGAGUCUGUCCCACCAGUCACCACCAAUGAAAUUACUCUAACUACCACCAUUGACCAUUCCACAACAACUUCAGAGACUUCCUCCAGUUCGCCUUCCUCAGUCACUUCAGAAGGCUCUAGUUUUACUCCAACAUCCCCAGAACAAAGUACUGAAACAGCUGUAACAGGCACUGGUACAACAGAGAACAAAGCAACAACUCCUGAGACUUCUGAGACAAUGACAUCCGCACACCCUGAAUCACCAACUACUUCUAUUACAACAAUGGCACAAACAGGAACAACACAAUCUACAGAGUCUGUCCCACCAGUCACCACCAAUGAAAUUACUCUAACUACCACCAUUGACCAUUCCACAACAACUUCAGAGACUUCCUCCAGUUCACCUUCCACAGUGACUUCAGAAGGCUCUAGUUUUACUCCAACAUCCCCAGAACAAAGUACUGAAACAGCUGUAACAGGCACUGGUACAACAGAGAACAAAGCAACAACUCUUGAGACUUCUGAGACAAUGACAUCCGCACACCCUGAAUCACCAACUACUUCUAUUACAACAAUGGCACAAACAGGAACAACACAAUCUACAGAGUCUGUCCCACCAGUCACCAGCAAUCAAAUUACUCUAACUACCAACAUUGACCAUUCCAAAACAAUUUCUGUGACUUCCUCCAGUUCGCCUUCCACAGUCACUUCAGAAAGCACUAGUUUUGCUCCAUCAUCCCCAGAACAAAGUACUGAAACAGCUGUAACAGGCACUGGUACAACAGAGAACAAAGCAACAACUCCUGAGACUUCUGAGACAAUGACAUCCGCACACCCUGAACCACCAACUACUUCUAUUACAACAAUGGCACAAACAGGAACAACACAAUCUACAGAGUCUGUCCCACCAGUCACCACCAAUGAAAUUACUCUAACUACCAACAUUGACCAUUCCACAACAACUUCAGAGACUUCCUCCAGUUCGCCUUCCACAGUCACUUCAGAAGGCUCUAGUUUUGCUCCAACAUCCCCAGAACAAAGUACUGAAACAGCUGUAACAGGCACUGGUACAACAGAGAACAAAGCAACAACUCCUGAGACUUCUGAGACAAUGACAUCUGCACGUCCAGAAUCACCAACUACCUCUAUUACAACAAUGGCACAAACAGGAACAACACAAUCUACAGAGUCGGUCCCACCAGUCACCACCAAUGAAAUUACUCUAACUACCAACAUUGACCAUUCCACAACAACUGUUUUGAGACAACUUCAGAGACUUCCUCCAGUUCGCCUUCCACAGUCACUUUAG
Messenger RNA from Oreochromis aureus, 1514 nucleotides. RefSeq names its product cell wall protein DAN4-like. NCBI's taxonomy places the organism in Eukaryota, Metazoa, Chordata, Actinopteri, Cichliformes, Cichlidae. The transcript has a single exon. The record is from RefSeq and is a predicted model, not a curated record. The coding region runs from base 153 to 1514 and encodes 453 amino acids.